AUGAGUUUUUUUUUCCCCAAAGGAUGCAGCACGUUUAAGUGGUACAAGAGAAGUAACUUCUUCAAUCAGGGCUAUUACGAAAGGACACUAGCUGUGUUGUUGAGCAGCAGCGUCGUGUAUUACUGCACGUUCAGGGAUGAGGAAAAGAGAAGAGAGUUCAAAUUACACGUAAAAAAUGUAAAGAGGGAUUUAAGUACAUUCCUCCUAGGGGGGCAAACCAACAGUAGUGGAAAUGAAACAUUAUUUAGGAGUAAAAAUGUAUCCUUCUGCGAUACGAAUAAGAAGGGAUUCCGUCACCCUUUGUGGAGAUCAGAAGAGAAGAGACCCAUUGAAAAGAUGGAAAACGCCAUUCUUUUUAGUGGUUCUUCCAAUCCUUUGUUGAGUAAAAAUAUAGCAGACCAUUUGGGUACUAUCCUAGGGAGAGUACACCUGAAGAGAUUCGCAGACGGGGAAGUCUCUAUGCAGUUUCUGGAGAGCAUCCGUGGGAAGGACGUCUACAUCAUACAGCCAACGUGUCCACCAGUGAAUGAAAAUCUGAUCGAGCUGUUACUUAUGAUUUCCACGUGUAGGAGAGCGUCUGCAAAAAAGAUCACGGCGGUUAUUCCUUACUAUGGUUAUGCAAGACAAGACAGGAAACUAAGUUCCAGGGUACCAAUUUCAGCAGCAGAUGUGGCAAGGAUGAUUGAAGCCAUGGGGGUAGAUCGUGUUGUUGCAAUUGAUUUGCACUCGGGGCAAAUACAAGGAUUCUUUGGGCCAAGGGUACCAGUAGAUAACCUGGAAGCGCAACUAAUAGGGUUGGAUUACUUCACAAAGAAGGAUUUGUACAAACCCGUUAUUGUUUCUCCUGACGCGGGAGGAGUAUAUCGAGCAAGGAAGUUUCAAGACGGACUAAACCAUAGAGGGAUAAGUGAAUGUGGAAUAGCUAUGCUAAUAAAACAAAGGACCAAGCCAAAUGAAAUUGAAAAAAUGGACUUGGUUGGAAAUGUAUACGAUUCGGAUGUGAUCAUAGUAGAUGAUAUGAUUGAUACAUCUGGAACUUUAUGUGAAGCUGCUAAGCAACUGAAGAAGCAUGGCGCGAGAAGAGUAUUCGCUUUCGCUACACAUGGACUUUUUUCCGGACCUGCUAUUGAGCGAAUUGAAAACUCCCCCCUGGAGGAAGUCGUUGUGACGGAUACUGUAAAAUCGAACAAAAACAUCGACAGCUGUAAGAAGAUUACAAAGUUGAGUGUCUCUGUACUCGUGGCCGAUGCGAUUAGACGUAUCCACCAGAAGGAGUCCCUAAACGAUCUUUUCAACAUGAAGGGGUAG
Messenger RNA from Plasmodium coatneyi, 1308 nucleotides. RefSeq names its product Phosphoribosylpyrophosphate synthetase. Gene Ontology annotation, molecular function: magnesium ion binding; ribose phosphate diphosphokinase activity. NCBI's taxonomy places the organism in Eukaryota, Apicomplexa, Aconoidasida, Haemosporida, Plasmodiidae. Gene Ontology annotation, cellular component: ribose phosphate diphosphokinase complex; cytoplasm. The transcript has a single exon. The record is from RefSeq and is a predicted model, not a curated record. Bases 1 to 1308 code for a protein of 435 amino acids. Gene Ontology annotation, biological process: 5-phosphoribose 1-diphosphate biosynthetic process; purine nucleotide biosynthetic process.